Molecule: messenger RNA, 3828 nt
Organism: Blastomyces gilchristii SLH14081
Lineage: Eukaryota; Fungi; Ascomycota; Eurotiomycetes; Onygenales; Ajellomycetaceae
Product: beta-N-acetylhexosaminidase
Exons: 1
Coding region: 1405-3651 (748 amino acids)
Biological process (GO): carbohydrate metabolic process
Molecular function (GO): beta-N-acetylhexosaminidase activity
Source: RefSeq, a predicted model, not a curated record
GGACAACGGAUGGUGAUUUCUACAGAUAUCAUGGACAUGGACGAGCAUCAAGGCAUUUGGGAGGACCUUCCGAGUGUUUGUACGUUCUCCUUGUGCUCCCAGUGCUUAAAUCAGGAUCUAGUCGUUCACCAUCAGACUGGUCAAUCCUCAAUUUUCCAUACCAUGGGGUGUACUACAGCAUUUGUCUUAUCUACGCAGAAAUCAGAUGGUAAACAAAACCCGACCUUUCCAAUCCGAUGGGAUCACUAGAGCAAGAAACAGGGACUGCCAGUCCACACACAAAGUCCCUCGUUUGCGGAUCCGAACGGAUGCGUUGAGCGAUGGAUAGCAAGAUGGCUCACGGAUUAAUGACUUGUUGUUCCGAAGGUGUGUGUAAUUGCCCUGGAUGUCUGCUGCGCUUCGCAAGGGAGAAUCUCGCUCUUGGGGACUGGACUCAGACUAUUGAACCUUAAACCACAGUAACGCCUGUGCAAGUAGAACGAACUCUCUGAUCCAUCUACUCCGGACAUCCGUACAGCACUUCUACUUAACAAUUCUAUGCCUCAGCUCUGAGCUUUAAAAGGAGAAUUGUCGACGUAGCUGUCUUGGCUGAGAAGCAACCGGAAGCGGGAUUUUUACUACUUUCCAGAGUUCAAAGAAGAAUUGAGCUUUUACCGCGAUGAUGGCCCGAUACGAUGGCGCACUUGGCUUGGGAUUUGUCAACCCCCCUGUAGUUAUCGCUUUCACUGUGCUAUCCGAGCCUUUGGUGCCGCCGAAGUUACUCCACAUGACGAGCCUUUCUUUGUCUGCCAAACAAUUCAACAUGUCAGCAAUUUGGGCAGCUAAAAUUUCCCAUUGGAUCCCCGGAUAUGUCGUAUUUCCCUUCCUUCUCCCCAUGACCUUGCUCUCCUGGUUUCCAAGACUGCAAUACUUGUUCCUGAAUUUGUUUCAUGUCAGAUUACCUUUUCCUUGGGGUAACCCCCUAAAUGCCAGGGAACGUGGGGGUUGUUCUCCAGAAUCUCUGCGGGGUACACAGGCGGAAAAUUUCAACCAUUGGACAAAAAGCCCAUGAGUUACAUACAACGACAGACGAGCAGAGAAGAGUUCCAUCAGACUCGCAGAUCAUGGUUCCCGUCAGUGUGACCUGGAUGCUACCUAUCCGAGAAUUACCCCGGAUGGCUGGGACCAACCCCCACGCCGGGACAGUUCCGCUAGCCACCUAGCUGCAUCUUGCUAUCUUGUCCUGCAGCUCGUGUUCUUCUUCGCUGUGCUACAAUGAGAUGAGAUGAACCGCGAAGCUCUGGGCGCUGGAACAUUCUCAAACGGCCUCUGCUAUAAAAGGCCAGCAUUACCUAUGGUACUCGAUGUAAAUCCAAGCAACAGCUGCCGCCCUAUUACUUAGGCUUCUCUCCGUGCGCAGAAGCAAUGAUGCGUCUUCUACUUCCCUUACUUGUCACAGCCGCCUCGGCGCUACAAACCCUCCCGCCUGUGGACUGGCCUGGCAGUGAGGACAUCUCCGGUUCUGGGUUCUCCAUUUCCGAAGCCCCAAAGACGAUCUAUAUCGAAGAGAAGUUUUCGGAACGAAGGGAUGAGAAUGGAAUGACUCUUAUCCCACCCUCUGGUUAUGAAUUCGCCGAAACGUUUCUCUCCGAUCUGGAGGAGAUUACCCGCGAAAAAUGGUCCCUUGAGCGUGUAAAGGAAAUCCCGAGCGAUGCCAAAGGUAUUAUUCUGGGCGCUUUCAGACAGGAUGCUGACGCCUUGACUUACGAGGAUGGAACAAAGACGGAGGAGGGUUACGAGCUGGAGAUUAAGGAUGGUCAGGUGUAUGUUGGAGGAACUGGCGCCCGUGGAAUGUACUGGGGCACCCAUACAUUCCUACAAUUGCUGCUUGUACACGGCGACAAGGAGAUUCCUGCUGGCCGCGUUGAAGAUGCCCCUUCUUAUGCAACCCGUGGCUACCUACUUGACGCUGGACGGAAGUGGUACACACCAGCUUUCCUGAAGGACCUCUGCACGUACGCAUCUUUCUUCAAGUUGUCUGAAUUCCAAUACCACAACAGCGACAACUACCCCCUCAAUCGCGGGCGAAAUGAGACGUGGACUGAAGUUUACUCGCAAUUCGCUCUGCACCCCGAGAACGAGGAGCUGCACGGUGUUGUCCAGCGCGCGAAUGAGACUCUCAACCGAGCGGACUUCGAAGAUAUGCAACAGCAUUGCGCGCGCCGUGGUGUCAGCAUCAUUCCAGAGAUUGAAGCACCUGGCCACUGUCUUUUCCUUACCAAAUGGAAACCAGAGCUUGCAUUGGAAAAGAAAGAUUUGCUGAACCUAACUCACCCCGAUUCGAUCCCCCUUGUUAAGUCUAUCUGGGAAGAAUUCCUCCCCUGGUUCCAGGUCAAGGAAGUACAUAUCGGUGCUGAUGAAUAUGACCCCACGCUUGCGGACGUCUACAUUCAGUUUGUGAACGAAAUGCAGAAAUUCAUUAAAGAGAAAUCCGGAAAGGAUAUCCGUAUCUGGGGAACGUAUGAGCCAUCGGAGAACUACACUAUUUCCAAAGACAUCAUUAUCCAGCACUGGCAAUAUGGUCAGUCCGACCCCCUUCAACUGGACAGAGAGGGAUACCCAUACAUCAACUCCCAAGAUUGGUGGGGAUACAUGUCUCUGAAGAGUGACCACACCCCUAUCUUCCCGGCUACCUACCCACAGUUCUUCAACAACACGCGGACAUUGAACUUCGCCAACAAGCCAGACUGGCAAUGGGAACCGUCGCUUUUCAACCACGUGAACGUGACCGAGCAGGUCAAGCCAGGCGCGAAGGGCAACAAGGGUGCCAUCAUCGCGGCUUGGAACGAUAACGGACCCGAUGCCAGUACACAACUCGAAGCAUACUACGCGAUGAGGGAUGGAAUUCCCGUCGUUGGCGCCAGAAUGUGGGCGGGUGCACGAGGCAAUCGUCUCGAUACCAAGUCACUGCCCGCAUCCAUGGAGCUCCUGACGAACCGUGCUCCAGGCCAAAAUCUUGAUCGACGCCUGCCAUCUGAGAAGGGAGAUGAAGAGCCCGGCGAGACGCUCUUGACCUGGAGCAGCGACAAGGGCUCGAAAGAUCUGGGCCAAGGUAGCAAAGGAAUGAACUACACGCUGAUCCUCGACGUUACGGGCCCCUUCAAACUAUCUUCCGAUGACACAUCUCUCUCCCUCGACGAUGCUGGAAACCUCCUUUUCAACUCCGACAACUGGGUCUACCCCCUCCGCUCCGUCGGAGAGGAUGACGGCUACGAUCCAGGCCACCCCGGCCGAAUCUGGACCAAUGCCACCAGCUCCACGCACGAGCCUGUUACCGUCCCCCUGACUUCACAGGUGACCAUUAAGACCGAUGUGAUCGGCGGAAGCAGAGUAUGGAUUGAUGGGAAAUUCAGCGGACGAUUUGAAGUGUUCGUUUUCGGCGGAAGGAAUACUAUCUUCUCGUGGAACCAGAUGGCACUUGUGGCCCCACUUGAUAAGAUUGAGGGCGAUGGAUUGAAGAGCUUGACGCUCAAGAAUGGCAUUGGGGAUUCAUCAGGCGGUGACGAUGAUGAUGACGAUGACGAUGACUCCUUCUCAGCGGGUAACCGGAUUGGUUCUGCGGGCCUUUGGGCUUGCGGUCUUGCUCUGAUGGGCAUGUCUCUCCUACUGUAAGAAUGAUGAAGUAUUGAUUGUGAAGAACACAGAAUAACAAUACAAACUCAACCAAUGAUUUUAUUUAUAUUUUUUUGGGCACGGCACCUUUUGCAAGUGGUGGCUUUGUAUAGUUAAACUAGUUCAUUUCUCCAAAGAAUAAAUUGUUGAGAUAUUUAAUGAGACAUUUUUGCACCC